AUGGUGUUCCAAUUAGCAAGAUCUUUCGUGUUAUGCAGACCGGCAAAAAUAGCGCCAGGUGCUUUAUCAAGAUUAUAUUCAACAGAAGUUCCACAGUUUGAGACAUUAGCUGUGUCAGUGCCUAAAAAGAAUGUUUUCCAUGUUGAAAUGAACAGGCCUAAACAACUUAAUACAUUUUCUAUGACUAUGUGGAAGGAACUAAAUUAUUGUUUUUCUUCUUUGAGUGAUAAUUCUGAAUGCAGAGUAAUUGUUAUAUCUGGAAGAGGAAAACAUUUUACUGGUGGUAUUGAUUUUAAGAGUUUUCUUGAAGAAGGAACUAAAUUAGAUGAUAUAGAAGAUGUUGGCAGACGAGCGCGAGCAUUUGAGAAAUUUAUUACCCAAUGUCAGGAUGGUAUAUCAGCCCUCGAAAACUGUGUGAAGCCAAUUUUAUCGGUUGUGCACAGUGCUUGCGUCGGCGCAGGAGUGGACCUGAUCACAGCAGCUGAUAUGAGAUAUUGUACUGAAGACUCAUGGUUUCAAGUGAAAGAAGUGGAUAUUGGUCUAGCGGCUGAUGUUGGCACUUUGCAACGAUUGCCUAAGGUAGUUGGCAACACUUCCACAGUACGUGAACUUAUAUACACAGCAAGGAAAGUGAUGUCCAAAGAGGCGCUUGAAUUGGGACUCGUCAGUAGAAUAUACCCCAAUCAAGAGAUAGCAAUCAAAGAAGUAUUAGAAAUUGCUGAUUCCAUCGCCAAGAAGAGUCCCAUCGCUGUACAGAACUCAAAGAUCAACCUGGUCUACUCACAGAGCAGACCUAAUAAGGAUGGAUUAUAUCAUAUCAACCUAAUCAACCAAGCGAGUUUACAAAGUGAAGACCCGAAGAGAGGCGCUAUGGCUGCUGUUACCAAAUCUGUUCCGGAAUAUGAAAAUUUGUAA
Pieris macdunnoughi is the source of this 915-nucleotide messenger RNA. NCBI's taxonomy places the organism in Eukaryota, Metazoa, Arthropoda, Insecta, Lepidoptera, Pieridae. The record is from the annotation of a GenBank genome assembly.